Messenger RNA from Symbiodinium sp. CCMP2592, 1167 nucleotides. NCBI's taxonomy places the organism in Eukaryota, Dinophyceae, Suessiales, Symbiodiniaceae. The record is from the annotation of a GenBank genome assembly.
AUGGCUAGACCUCGCAGAUGUCGGGCACCCGAGCGUGGCCCCAAACGCAAGCGUGGCAGCCAACUGAAAAUCCCUUGUGCGCUGAAGGCAUGCGGCGACCGUCGAAAUGUCGACUGCAAGAAUAAACCCUGGAAAGCCAGGGUCGAGCUCUUGAAUCCGGAGAAGCUCAGGCCCUUGCGCCCCCAAGCGACGGUGGCUCGAUUUUGCUGUGCGCAGCACCGGGAUGCAGCAUUGGGACCUGCGCCGGAGAGAGGAGGAAGGGAGGCUCUGACUGCGGAGCAGGCUGUUUGGCUGUUCAAUGUCCUGCGCCAGAUUGCACCCUGGGCGGCAGUACUGUUCCUGAUAACUAUCAUGGUCGGAGAAAGAGCUGCAGCCAUGUGUCAAGCAUCGGCUCGCUGGCUGCGUGGCAUGGACCCUGCUAGCUCUUGCGUGGCCAGCAUCGUCAUCCCAAGAGUGAACAAGAAAACUACCCCACGCACUGUGGCAUUGCCCAGGGAGUUUGCUGACCUCCUCUGGUGCUGGUGCAAUGGCAACCCACUGCAAGGCGGUAGCCCGGAGUCUCCGCAGCAAUGGCCUCACCGCGGACAAGCGCCGCUCUUUGCUGAUCGUGCCAGAACAAGAUUCACGAAGAAAGCCUUGGAUGCGCGCUUGUUGUUUCCCGGCAGAGUCAUUGGCGGACACAACCGCAGACAAUGGUGCAAGCCUAUAACAACUCGUGGGUUUUUCGGCGUUUUCCAGGCCUGCCAGGAGGUGCUGCGGAAGCAGCGUCAUGAGGCUCGAAGCCUGGGACGCAAUCACCCCUUUGAAGGGGUAUCUCUCAAAAAAGUUACGACCCACACCUGCAAGAAGACAGCUGCCACGCUUCUAUCCGAGAAAACCUCCGUGGCAGUGAUGUCUGCCAUCACUGGCACAUCAAGUAAAAUGCUCUUGACCACCUACGUGCGUCCAACCGCGGAUUUCCAGCGAAAUGCUAUGUCUGCUGCAUAUCAACCCUUGCUUGCGGGUAUCAAUCAGCGCUCCGUUGAUGCUGAGCCUCGGACGGAAAACUGCGUUCGAGGACUCGUGCACUGCACAGGUUGUGGCCUGAAGCAAGGGUCAAGUGAUUGGAAACAUUGCCCUGGGUGCGGGCGACACUUCAUCACAGACCUGCUGCGCAACACUCCGUGA